CCUGAGCAGUCAGCUGACAAACUUGACCGUCACAGCGGAAUCUUCGGUUACAUCAACUACCUGGUCGAGAAGGACCGCAAGUUCAUUCUCGACACCCUUCUCAACGGCCUCUCCCGCCUCGAAUACCGUGGCUAUGACUCGGCCGGCCUCGCCAUCGAUGGCGACAAGAAGAAGGAGGUCCUGGCCUUCAAGGAGGUCGGCAAGGUUGCCAAGCUCAGGAAGCUGAUUGACGAGUCCGACGUCGACCUCGAGAAGGUCUUCGACUCCCACGCCGGCAUCGCCCACACCCGCUGGGCCACCCACGGUCCCCCCUCGACCUGCAACUGCCACCCCCACAGGUCUGACCCGACCUGGGAGUUCAGCAUCGUCCACAACGGCAUCAUCACCAACUACAAGGAGCUCAAGACCCUCCUCGAGAGCAAGGGCUUCCGCUUCGAGACCGAGACCGACACCGAGUGCAUCGCCAAGCUCACCAAGUACAUCUACGACCAGCACCCCAGCAUCGGCUUCACCGACCUGGCCAAGGCCGUCAUCCAGGAGCUCGAGGGCGCCUACGGCCUCCUCAUCAAGUCGGUCCACUACCCCCACGAGGUCAUCGCCGCCCGUAAGGGCUCCCCCCUCGUCAUCGGCGUCAAGACCCAGCGCCGCAUGAAGGUCGACUUCGUCGACGUCGAGUACUCGGACGACAAGUCGGCCCUCCCCGCCGAGGCCGCCGCCCAGAACGCCGCCCUCAAGAAGAACCCCACCGACUUCCUCACCCCCGACGCCGGCCUCCUCGGCGCCCCCGACAAGUCGCUCCUCCACCGCUCGCAGUCGCGCGCCUUCAUGACCGACGACGGCAUGCCCAUGCCCACCGAGUUCUUCCUGUCCUCGGACCCCUCGGCCAUCGUCGAGCACACCAAGAAGGUCAUGUACCUCGAGGACGACGACAUCGCCCACAUCCACGAGGGCUCCCUCAACAUCCACCGCCUCAAGAAGGCCGACGGCAGCUCCAACGUCCGCACCAUCCAGACCCUCGAGCUCGAGCUCCAGGAGAUCAUGAAGGGCAAGUUCGACCACUUCAUGCAGAAGGAGAUCUUUGAGCAGCCCGAGUCCGUCGUCAACACCAUGCGCGGCCGCCUCGACAUUGCCAACAAGACCGUCACCCUCGGCGGCCUCCGCUCCUACCUGUCCACCAUCCGCCGCUGCCGCCGCAUCAUCUUCAUCGCCUGCGGCACCAGCUACCACUCCUGCAUGGCCGUCCGCGGCAUAUUCGAGGAGCUGGCCGAGAUACCCAUCGCCGUCGAGCUGGCCUCGGACUUCCUGGACCGCGAGGCUCCCGUCUUCCGCGACGACACCUGCGUCUUCGUCUCCCAGUCGGGCGAGACGGCCGACUCCCUCAUGGCCCUGCGCUACUGCCUCGAGCGCGGCGCCCUGACGGUCGGCAUCGUCAACGUCGUCGGCUCGUCCAUCUCGCUCCUGACCCACUGCGGCGUCCACAUCAACGCCGGCCCCGAGAUCGGCGUCGCCUCCACCAAGGCCUACACCUCCCAGUUCAUCGCCAUGGUCAUGUUCGCCCUGUCGCUGAGCGAAGACCGCGCCUCCAAGAAGGCCCGGCGCGAGGAGAUCAUGGAGGGUCUCUCGCAGGUCUCGUCGCAGAUCAAGCAGAUCCUCGAGCUCGACUCGGCCAUCAAGGAUCUCUGCAAGGCCACCUUCCAGAACCAAAAGUCGCUCCUGCUGCUCGGACGCGGCAGCCAGUUCUCCACCGCGCUCGAGGGCGCCCUCAAGAUCAAGGAGAUCUCAUACCUCCACUGCGAGGCCGUCAUGUCGGGAGAGCUCAAGCACGGUGUCCUGGCGCUCGUCGACGAGAACCUCCCCAUCAUCAUGAUUCUCACUCGUGAUGACCUCUUCAAGAAGUCUCUCAACGCCUACCAGCAAGUCAUCGCCCGCGGUGGUAAGCCCAUCGUCAUCUGCAACCCCAAGGACGAAGAGUUCGACUCGUCAGAGGCCGAGAAGAUUGAGAUCCCCAAGACGGUCGACUGCCUCCAGGGUCUCCUCAACGUCAUCCCCCUCCAGCUUAUUGCCUACUGGCUCGCCGUCCUGGAGGGUCUC
Molecule: messenger RNA, 2091 nt
Organism: Geosmithia morbida
Lineage: Eukaryota; Fungi; Ascomycota; Sordariomycetes; Hypocreales; Bionectriaceae
Product: glutamine---fructose-6-phosphate transaminase (isomerizing)
Exons: 3
Biological process (GO): fructose 6-phosphate metabolic process; protein N-linked glycosylation; UDP-N-acetylglucosamine metabolic process
Molecular function (GO): carbohydrate derivative binding; L-glutamine:D-fructose-6-phosphate transaminase (isomerizing) activity
Source: RefSeq, a predicted model, not a curated record